Molecule: messenger RNA, 472 nt
Organism: Schizophyllum commune H4-8
Lineage: Eukaryota; Fungi; Basidiomycota; Agaricomycetes; Agaricales; Schizophyllaceae
Exons: 1
Coding region: 142-420 (92 amino acids)
Source: RefSeq, a predicted model, not a curated record
UCGGACAAUAGAGCAGCGAAAGUACCUCCUCUGGCGUCAGCGGAUCCAGCGGGUGCUUAGGUGCGUGAGUGGAGUCCUUCGUCGAGUUCUCGAUUCCAGAGGCAGUACCGGGGACGACUGUGGCAGACAUGGCAGACAGAGAUGCGAAAGCAAUGGACUGAACGUCUGUCCGCUACGGUACUCUGCUCCCUUAUAUAUGCAUCUCCUAUACCUCUAUCAGGUGAGAUAGCACAUGACGGCGGGCAUUACGGCUCGCCCGUGGCCAGUGCGCCUUCGGAUAAGAGGGAGGGAGGAACUAUAAACGUAGCCGGCGCCUACAUGGCGAUCGUUAUCUCUCUAACAGCGGUGCGCAGUCGAGACAGAAUGCCAGACCAGAGUACAAUCACUAUUGAGGUCGAAGCUCUGAGGGAACAACAUUAGGUCGAUAUAGCAUUACACCUUGCAUAGUUUACAAUACAUACACCCCCCGAUG